This is a messenger RNA of Meloidogyne enterolobii, 798 nucleotides long. NCBI's taxonomy places the organism in Eukaryota, Metazoa, Nematoda, Chromadorea, Rhabditida, Meloidogynidae. The record is from the annotation of a GenBank genome assembly.
AUGUCGGGGUUCGGGGUCGGGGUCGGGGUUAGUCGGGGUCGGGGCGCAACCCUAAUUCAAACUGAUUUUGAUGAGACACCUCCAAUGUCUUCAUAUUUGUUAGCCUUAGUAGUCUCUGAUUUUAAUUAUAUUGAAGGAUAUACAAAACGUGGAAUACGAUUUCGUGUAUGGGCACGUCAAGAUGCUUUAACUUUUACUAAUUAUGCUUUAGAAUCUGGAAUUAAAGUUUUGGAAUUUUAUGAAGAUUACUUUGGAAUUGAGUUUCCAAUUCCUAAAUUGGAUAUGGUUGCAGUUCCUGAUGCGGGUGCUGGAGGAACAGAAAAUUGGGGAUUGGUCACAUAUCUUGAAAAAUAUCUUCUCUAUAGCCCAGAAUUAUGUACUAUUCAGCAAAAAUUGCUUGUUACUUCAAUUAUUGCACAUGAAUUAGCUCAUCAAUGGUUUGGCAAUUUAGUUACGAUGAGUUGGUGGAAUGAUUUAUUUCUUAACGAAGGAUUCGCUUCUUUGAUUGAAUAUUUGGGUACAGAUGCAAUCAGCAAUGGAAAAUUUCAAAUGAGGGAUUAUUUCAUUAUUAGAUAUUUGGACACUGCUUUUGAUGCUGAUUCUAAGGCAACUUCUCAUCCGAUAAUCCUUGAGAUACGAACGAAAGAUGAUUUUACUAAAGUUUUUGAUUCGAUAACAUACCAGAAAGGAGCAAGUAUAUUAAGAAUGAUAGGUGCUGUGAUGGGUGAACAAAGCUUUAAAAGCGGUCUAAAAGUAAAUAGUAAUUAUACAAAAAACAUUUUUUCAACUGGAUUUUAA